AUUGGUAUUUACAUACACAUUAACCUAAUAAAAAAACUUGGACUGAAAACAUGAAUCUAAGCAUAUUUCUCCGCCGUACCCGGGCAACCGUAGCGUCCCUUUGCCGCGUUUUCUCGGCCGCAACGGCGGAGACGACGGAGAGUGGAGCUCUGGUAGGAGGAGGGAGAGACACUCUAGGAGGGAGGCUAUUAAGGCUUACGUAUACCAAACGCAGCGCGGUGGUUAGUAUACGGAAAUGGAAAGAAGAAGGGCAUACGGUUGGCAAGUACGAGCUUAAUCGGAUCGUUAGGGAGCUUCGUAAGAUUAAGCGAUACAAACACGCUCUUGAGAUAUGUGAGUGGAUGGUUGUGCAGGAAGAUAUAAAGCUGCAACCUGGUGAUUAUGCUGUACAUUUGGAUUUGAUUUCUAAGAUCCGUGGCUUGAACAGCGCUGAGAAGUUCUUCCAAGACAUGCCAGAUCAAAUGCGAGACCAUGCUGCUUGCACAUCUCUUCUCCAUACCUAUGUCAAGAACAAGCUCUCUGAUAAAGCCGAAGCCUUGUUUGAGAGGAUGGCCGAAUGUGGUUUCUUGAAGUCUUCUUGUCUGCCUUACAAUCACAUGUUGUCCAUGUACAUCUCCAAUGGGCAGUUUGAGAAAGUCCCCGAGAUUAUUAAGGAGCUCAAGAGCAAGACUUCGCCUGACAUUGUUACCUAUAAUCUCUGGAUGACUGCUUUUGCCUCCCGGAAUGAUGUGGAAGCCGCCGAGAAAGUUUAUCUUAAGGUAAAGAAGGAAGCAAACUUGAGUCCUGACUGGGUGACUUACAGCGUCCUCACCAAUCUCUAUGCUAAGACGGGUAAUCUCGAUAAGGCUAAACUUGCUUUGAAGGAGAUGGAGAAGUUAGUCUCUAAGAGACACAGGGUUGCUUAUGCAUCUCUCAUUAGUCUGCACGGGAACUUGGGGGACAAAGAUGGAGUUGACUCUACCUGGAAGAUGAUUAAGUCAUCUUUCAACAAGAUGAAUGAUGCAGAGUAUCUCAGCAUGAUAUCUUCACUGCUCAAGCUUGGAGACUUCGAGCAAGCCAAAGGUUUGUACGAUGAGUGGGAGUCUGUUUCUGGGACAAGAGAUGCUAGAAUCCCCAAUCUAAUCCUUGCGGAGUACAUGAACAGAGCGGAGGAGACUCACCUGGGAGACAAGUUUUACGAACGAAUGGUGGAGAAAGGGAUAAACCCUAGCUAUUCUACAUUCGAGAUUCUCACAUGGGGGUAUCUCAAGCGUAAAGACAUGGACAAAGUGUUGGAUUGUUUCGGGAAAGCCAUUGAUGCUGUGAAGAAAUGGACUGUGAAUGUAAGGUUGCUUAAAGCGGUGUGCAAGGAACUCGAGGAACAAGGACAUGUUAAAGGAGCAGAGAAGCUUAUGGCUAUUCUCCAAAAGGUUGGUCAUGUGAACACUCAGCUCUACAAUUCUUUGUUGCGUACCUACGCGAAAGCCGGUGAAAUGGCACUCAUAGUUGAAGAGAGGAUGGCAAAGGACAACGUAGAGAUGGAUGAAGAGACUAAGGAGCUUAUAAGACUAACUAGUCUAAUGCGUGUGACUGAAUUCUCGACCACCAUUUCUUGAGCCUCAAAGCUGCAGAGUUAGUAUCGGUUGGAAAACUUAACUCGUUUUGGAGUGCAGAGUCAGUAUCGGUUGGAAAACUGAACUCGUUUUGGAGUGAAUCCUGGAAGCUUUUUGCUAUAUUUAGAGAGGAGAUAUGAUGAAUCAGUAAUUUGCUCGGACAGUUAGAGCUGAUGGAGAGUGAUGUGUCCAAGGCUGCAAAGGAUUGCUCUUUUUUUGUCAAAAAUUUUAUAUUGCUAGAACUUUUUGUUUGGUGCCAAUUUUUAUUUGUUGGUUUCUUUUCUCUAUAGUUAGUUCUCUAUAGGGUGAUGAUGUCAAAUGAUCUUUGAGAGGUUGACUAACUGAAAAAAACCUACUUCGACUCUUCUUGUUGGGUGGUUAUGACUUUGUGUAAGCUUCAAAGACUUGUGUCCAGAGUGGAUUUGUUCGCUUAGUCUACUAUUUUAAAGUUUAA
Messenger RNA from Brassica rapa (field mustard), 2046 nucleotides. RefSeq names its product pentatricopeptide repeat-containing protein At4g02820, mitochondrial. The record is from RefSeq and is a predicted model, not a curated record. Gene Ontology annotation, molecular function: protein binding. NCBI's taxonomy places the organism in Eukaryota, Viridiplantae, Streptophyta, Magnoliopsida, Brassicales, Brassicaceae. Gene Ontology annotation, cellular component: mitochondrion.